Molecule: messenger RNA, 5091 nt
Organism: Megalopta genalis
Lineage: Eukaryota; Metazoa; Arthropoda; Insecta; Hymenoptera; Halictidae
Source: RefSeq, a predicted model, not a curated record
UUUAUCUUGACUCACGGAAUAGUGGAACUAAAUGUGGUAAUGGCGAGUGCGUCUGUUCCGCAUAUUUGAUGUUGUGAUAAAGUUGGGCGUACGCGUCCGCCUUAUCAGUUGUGACAAAGUAUAUUGCUUCGAGUAUGUUCACUUGAUUUUCUUGUGCGCGCCUAGUUUUUAAGCGAGAAUAGUCGACGCUAACGAGAUUAGAGUGGUCAGUGCACUAUGUCGGUGAUUCAUUAUCGGAAUAUGGAAGAACGGGACUGAUAAUAGAAGAUAAUCGUAUUAUACGAGAAAAAUAUUUCGGGCUCGUACACCUUGCAAUACCUACGUUCUAUUUUGCAGUAAGUCACCACCAACACCGGAAACAUUUGGAAACGUAUGGUAUUGAUCGAUACGAGUAGGUGAAUGGAUAACGCGAUAAUAUGAAAUUGGAGCGAGCAUGAAGGUAACUGUGUGCUUCGACAACGUUAGAGUGGUGGUUCCGUGCGGGGAUGGAACCCUACUGGUCAAAGAUUUGAUGCACGAGGCUAUCCUGAGGUACAAAAAGGCCACAGGCAAAAAUGAUAAUGGACUAACUAUCAACAGCCUGUCCUCGCUGACUGGAGGCGGCCUGCUGGAUCCAGAUGAUAGGUUAUGCGAUGUGGCUGACGACAGAGAGCAGAUUGUUGCUCAUUUCGUGAGUACAGACACAACGCAUGCCGGUGGUGAUGGGGCCAGUUCUGUCGGCACCAACAGCCCCGACUUCUUUCAUUCGGAUGGCAAAGAGUUAUCUUAUGCGAUAGACACACAUUCCUCUAUACCUAGCAGUAGUAUUAAAAGAGAAAGCACUAAAAGAUUCUCUAUGCAUGCACUGUCCACUAGAGAACCAUGUUUAGCCACAUAUUCUGCUCAAUCCCUCCCCAGAGAGUCUCGUCGCAGAGAACCCCUGGGACAAGAUGCCAAAGCGUUGUUUGACUAUGCGAAUGCCAAUAUAGAUCUUGCAGAUCAGGGUGAAAUUCGAGAGAUCGUGAUAAAGAACGAGGCAGGUCCAUUGGGACUUCACGUGGUGCCAUGUUAUGAUCUUCUGGGCAACGAUCAAGGGCUCAGGGUGGAAGGUAUCGAGCCUAAUGGCAGAAUUGCCAGAGAUGGACAGAUUGAUUUGCACGAUAAGAUCAUCAAGAUAAAUGGUCAUAAUUUACUGCAUAUACCGUUUUCCAAAGUGCAAGAGAUUUUUCGAACAUGCAUGACCGAGCCCUGUCUUAAGAUAUCCGUGGUGAAGCACAAACAGCUACGCAGUCACAGCGAUAAAUCAUUGCACAAGAGUCAUGGCAAUAACAGCGGAGGGUCGGAGAAAGCAGAAACGGACGACAACGUGAAAAAAAUUCAAUGCAGCAAUUAUAAUUUACUACAAACUGCGAACACGCGGAAAAUCGGUCGCAUGAUCGAAAUAGAAUUAACAAAAGGCAGCAACGGGCUGGGGUUCAGCGUAACGACGCGCGACAACCCUGCGGGAGGACAUUGCCCUAUAUACAUUAAAAAUAUUCUACCAAAAGGUGCUGCAGUCGAAGACGGUAGAUUAAGGCCGGGCGACAGGCUGCUCGAAGUAAACAACAAAGAAAUGACCGGUAAAAGUCAGGCCGAGGUGGUCUCGCUCCUCAGAAGCAUUUCACCGGGAGGCAAGGUGAGAAUGGUGGUCUCUCGUCAGGAAGAAAUUUCCUCCAGUGCUCCAGACUCUCAUUCGAACGCGACAUCUACCAGCCAAACGACCGAGACCACGGACAAUUCGAAAUAUUGGAACACAUUGAACGUAUCGCCGAUAAAGAAGAACGCCGAGGUGCACGAAAAGAUCGGCAGCCGCAGCUACGAGAAGUGCGCCUUUAAACCCGUGAAAUCAUCGGAGGACAUCGUCCUGUCGCCCCGGAAAAAUCGUAUGAUUCUUACCUUGGACAUACCAGUGCACGAUUCAGAGAAGGCUGGUUUAGGCGUGAGCGUGAAAGGGAAAACGACGAACACGGAUGAGAACACCAACAUGGAUUUAGGUAUUUUCAUAAAGAGCGUGAUCCAUGGGGGCGCAGCUUCCCGGGAUGGUCGAUUAAGGACCAACGACCAGUUGCUCAACGUAAAUGGGGUGUCUCUGCUAGGGUUAUCGAAUUCCGACGCGAUGGAGACCCUCAGGAGGGCGAUGCUCAAUACGAAUAGUUCGGUAACAGGCGUAAUUACGCUGACCAUAGCCAGGAGGAUAUCCUCCUACGACGCGAAUGAGAAGAAUCUCCCGGAAAACCUGUCUUACCACUGUAAAUUAGAAUCGGCGAACAGCGUAUACAUAUCGGACAACACGAAGGCGACCGAGGGCAGGGUGAAGGAGAAGAACAACUUGAACUCGCAGUCGGACAUCUUAGACAAUGGGGGGCUGUUGUCCUGCGUAACCGCGUCUCCGUGGAACCCGGUCAUAGAUAGAUUAACGGAACAGUAUAAUAAAAAUAGUCUGAGAAACGAGAGCUACUGCAUCGCGACCAACAAAACGUGGAUAGAGCCGAUCAGCAACGUGAAGAAGAUCACGGUAGGAGGGCGCGAGGACCGCGCGGAACCAGUAUUGUUGGAGGACACCAACGACGCCCAGUGCAAUGACCCGAAGAGGAACGCGGACGACAAGGACAGCCAGUACUCCGGGGACCCGACGUACGACAGUCAGUUGUCGCUGGAGGAGUGCAGCUCGUCCUCCAACAAGUUCUCCAGGGACGCCCUCGGCAGGCAGAGUAUGUCGGAGAAGCGGCAUGCCGCCCUGGACGCAAAGAACACGGACACUUACAAGAGGAACAAGAAGCUGCGCGAAGGUCGCGACAGCAAGAGCCAGGACCAGGCGAGUCAAAAGUCAGCGAACCAAUCGGCCGAGUCCGAGGACCAGACGAGGCGACCCGGCAAGGAGAGCUUCGAGAAAAACAAAAGCAAGAGCGCCAAUGAAGGCGGCACCAGCGAUAGCAAUUUGAAACGGUACGAGAAGUCCGUGGAUCCGGCCCAGUCUGAGUACGUCUACACCAUCCCCGGGUGCAACAACAAGUUCACAUCGCCGAGGAAGCACUGGCUGGUGGACGACGUGCAGGGAGAGAUCACUGGUAGCAAUAACUAUAAGGACGAUCGCGAGGGUUUCCCCAAUAGUCGGGGGGACGUGAAACAGGCUUCUCUCAAUUCAGCUUUAGAUGAUCGAUACAAGCGUUCUAGAAAAAAAGGUGGCAUCCGGUCGAUGCUCCGGUUAGGAAAGAAUAGGAAAUCGCUCAAUUUUGGCGACAGUAUAGACGCCCGGCACGAAUCCACAUUUCAGUUAGCACCGAACCAGCUGCUGUACCAGCAGAAACGUUUCCGGGGGAAAAUAAACCUGAAGAAGCCGAAAAUAUUUUUCAAGAACAAGGUGUUGAACGAGCUGCUCGCACCGUUUUUCGUUAACCCCAAGGCGGACGCAAACAUCCUUGAGCUAUGCGCCGCUGCUAUGGCCCCGAAGACAAACGAACUCGGGCCCCACGGUAAAAUCGUAGCCAAGGAGGCCCGCAAUUGGUUCGACAAGUCGAGAAUGGUCGCCUUCAUCCAUGUGAACAGCAUUACGAUGAUCGAUCGGUUCGACGUGUUGGUUGCAUUGCGAAAACAUAACAUGUAUUACAAAACUUACAACACCAAAUUAAUUCGGGCGGCCAUGGAGGACUCGCAUUGCAUGAAGAAGAUGGACCCGAUAAUCAGUGCACACACUGCGUAUAUAUUCAGCCCUGAAAUAAACGUGACUGCUUUGGAGAAGAUACUGAAGAAGUGCCCGCAAAUGUACUCACUGGGGGGAAUAUUGGAGGGCGAAGUGAUGAACCACGGCGACUUUCUGAAAUACGGGAAAAUGGACAUUACAACCGCGCAGUUGGGUCUGGUUCAAGUGUUACAGAAUGCGGGCGGCGUUCAACUAAAUCGGCAGCUCACGCAUCAUCAGACGACACUGGUGUCACGACUGAAACAGAUCGGUACAAACGAGUCAGCUCCGAACGAGAACGAGCAAUCGGUGCCUGUAUAAUUGCAGAAUUAUUUGUAUCAAUAAUUUAUUAUGCAUUUGUCAUUCACACGAAGCUUUAAGUAAAGUAUAAUGAUUCAUUUACCCCCGAGCCUUUAGGAUAGAACGCGCGGUCGAGUAAUGAAUUCGUUAGAAUUAAUCGAGGUAUCCGCAUCGGUAAUUUUCGAAAUGUUGCAUUUUCGUUAGAUUCUUCCACAAAGGACGGUUCCGCGAUAAGGUUGAGCAAGCGGCGUGUAACGUAUACGUGUAACUUAUCGGUAUCAGUAUUUUUUUCUUAUCGGUUAUCGAACCCGUCAUUAAACAGCCGUCAAAGGCAUCGCCACGCUUUGAUCGACAAUUUCAUUCGUAUACACGAGCACUUCGUUAGGGAGGUGUACAACAAAUUUGUUGUCGUCGGCAGUCGUUUCUUCGAUCGCGUGCAUUGUUAUUGUGCGUCGCCGCGGUAACUGUAUCUUUUGAUGGUUUCCCCUCAGUGACAGUAAUUGCAACGAGGAUGACACUUGACUCCAUUUUCCCCGCAUCUACAGCCUCCGGAUGUGUCCCCUUUUCCCUGCGAAUGCGAGAAAAGCGAUCAAUAAAGAAAUGAAACAAUCAACCAUCGGCGAAAUUUCUCCGUUUUUUCAGAACCGUGCAAGUUAGUCGAUUCGAAUCAUCUUCUACUAGGAUUUCUCAGCAAAGAGAUACCAAAAGUUUGAUAUACUUUAAAUUUGUUUCUUCGAGAGGAAACUAAUAAAGGGGCGCAAAGAACACCUUGUUCCUUUCGGUCAUUUUGACCAAGUUUGAAUUAUUAGUGUGACAUUUCGUUUAUUGCAAAGCUGCUGCUAGGAUUCUCGAUGAUUGUAUUAUAUUAGAUCACUUAAGAAAUAAUCCCGAAGAAAUUGUCGGUUUACAGUUUGCGUUAUUGAAGAUGACUUGUUGCUUCACGACGUAAAUUAAGAUUUAUGUAUGAAGCAUGGAUUUUUAGAAACAAGUUUUUAAGCAAGAAACAUAGAUUUUUAGAAACAUGUGUUCAAGCAUGAAGUCUAGAUUUUUCGAAACAUGUAUUCAAGCGUGAAGAAAUAUAGAUAUUUUAGAAA